CGCAUUUCUCUCAUCCCAUUUCCCUGCCUAUUACAUUUCAUCCUAUUUUAUCUCAAGUCUCAAGUUUUAUCUCUCUGUUUUGUGUCUUUCUCUCUAUUUCGACGCUGCUAGCAUGACACGCUACGACCCGGACCAAUGGAUUGAGCAGCUCAUGCGCUGCGAGCACCUCCCUGAAUCCGACAUGAAGGUCCUCUGCGAUCGCGUCCGCGCCCUGCUUAUGGAAGAAUCCAACAUACAGCCCGUCGAAAGCCCCGUAACGAUCUGUGGAGACAUCCACGGCCAGUUCUGGGACCUCCUUGAGCUCCUUAGGAAGGGCGGCCGUGUGCCCGAGACGAGCUACAUCUUCAUGGGUGAUUUUGUGGACCGGGGGCACUACAGUCUUGAGACCGUCUCGUUGCUGCUCGCGCUCAAAGCAAGAUAUCCCGACAAGGUGACGCUCCUGCGCGGCAAUCACGAGAGUAGGCAGAUCACACAGGUGUAUGGCUUUUACGAGGAGUGCCAACAAAAGUACGGCAGCGCAUCUGUCUGGAAGGCGUGCUGCAGUGUCUUCGACUACCUCAACCUCGCCGCCAUCAUCGAUGGAUCUGUUCUCUGUGUACACGGCGGCCUCUCCCCAGACAUUCGCACGCUUGACCAGAUCCGCGUGAUCUCGCGCGCGCAGGAGAUCCCGCAUGAGGGCGCGUUCUGUGACCUGAUGUGGUCCGAUCCGGACGACGUUGAAAAUUGGGCAGUCAGUCCCCGUGGGGCCGGCUGGCUCUUCGGCGGCGCCGUCACGCGUGAAUUCAACCACGUCAACUCGCUGACGCUUAUCGCGCGCGCGCACCAACUUGUUCAGGAGGGGUACAAGUACAUGUUUGACGAACAGCUCGCGACGGUGUGGUCCGCGCCGAACUACUGCUACCGCUGUGGUAAUAUGGCGUCCAUUCUCACCGUACGCGAGAACGGCGACCGUGUGUUCACUGUGUACGGUCCCGCGGAAGAGAACGAGCGCGACGCGGGUAUGCAGUGGUCACGUAGAACGGGUAAUAUGCCAUAUUUUGUAUAGGAGCGUUGAGCGCCGUUGCCUGGUAUCGUUAUUUCAGUACUCUCAUUCGCUGUCCCGGUCAACGCUGAAUCCAUUAACUUAUAAACUCUCGCGGGCUUUUAUGCGUGGUCAUGGGGGAUGACACCGUGAAGGAUGUUGUCUGUGUCCUUUGUUUUUGCUGUCCUUCUUUUGUGGCACUUGAGCAGUCGAUACUCUCUCCCGCUCUUUGAUGACGGUCCUCCCUCUGAGCAGGUUGCACGGAGAAUAUAAGCUUUUGUGUAUAUCUUGUACAUGCUCAUUCUCGACGAUCCGCUUCGCUCAGCCAACUACGCUGAUCC
Molecule: messenger RNA, 1362 nt
Organism: Heterobasidion irregulare TC 32-1
Lineage: Eukaryota; Fungi; Basidiomycota; Agaricomycetes; Russulales; Bondarzewiaceae
Exons: 8
Coding region: 113-1045 (310 amino acids)
Biological process (GO): G1/S transition of mitotic cell cycle; peptidyl-serine dephosphorylation
Cellular component (GO): cytoplasm
Molecular function (GO): protein serine/threonine phosphatase activity
Source: RefSeq, a predicted model, not a curated record